Trichophyton rubrum CBS 118892 is the source of this 879-nucleotide messenger RNA. RefSeq lists its product as uncharacterized. The coding region runs from base 1 to 879 and encodes 292 amino acids. The record is from RefSeq and is a predicted model, not a curated record. Gene Ontology annotation, molecular function: oxidoreductase activity, acting on the CH-OH group of donors, NAD or NADP as acceptor. NCBI's taxonomy places the organism in Eukaryota, Fungi, Ascomycota, Eurotiomycetes, Onygenales, Arthrodermataceae. The transcript is spliced from 4 exons.
AUGGCUUCUUCAAGGUUGCUGAGCGAGAAGGUGGCUGCAAUAACGGGGGGAUUGACAGGCAUAGGACGUGUAUGGAGACCCUCUGCUCUGUCUGCUCGAGGCACUGAUGCUGACCAGUGGUGGUUGUAUGCAUGUUCAUCCCUCUAUUCCGAGGGCGCCUAUGUAGCUGUCAACCAUCUCGGGCUGGACAAUGAGCAGGAAUUGAUAUCAACGCUGAAGCAAGAGGCUGCCGAUAUUCUUGCUUCUGAAAACAAGGUGGUCUCAUCUAGUCGAAGGCUCAUCACUGUCGCCGGAGAUGUUUCGUUGCCAGAGACGGGGACUGAUUUUAUCAGAGCGACAGUAUCGGCCUUUGGUCGACUGGAUAUUUUCGUCAGCAAUGCUGGAAUAUGCGAGUUUAAAGAAUUUUUAGAGAUAUCGCCUACGCUGUUUGACAGAACUACAUCUGUCAAUCUAGGUGGUGCAUUCUACGUCACCCAAGCAGCUGCUCGGCAAAUGGCACUAUCUCAGUCUCCUCCGGGAGGGUCAAUAAUCGGAGUUUCAUCCAUAUCUGCCCUUGUCGGUGGUGGCCUUCAAGCCCAUUAUACCCCUACCAAGGCUGGUGUCUUGUCAUUAAUGCAAUCCUCCGCCGUAUCUCUGGGGAAAUAUGGAAUCAGAUGCAAUGCUUUACUGCCCGGAACAAUACGCACGGGACUCAACGAGGAGGACUUGAAGGAUGACAAGAAAAGAACGUACAUGGAGGGUAGAGUGCCUCUUGGUCGUCUAGGUGAACCCAAGGAUUUAGCUGGCCCUGCUGUGUUCCUAGCCUGCAAUGAACUGAGCGGUUAUGUGACGGGUGCGCAGCUUCUAGUUGAUGGAGGAAUGUUUGUGAAUCUUCAAUAA